AGUGAUCGACCUCAAACGCCUCCCCAGGUUCCUGGUUCGGUGUCUCGGCGCAGGAAGUUCGCUCCGAGCUGGUAGGCUUGUACAAGAUAAAUACCCGCAGUAGACGAAUUAGAGCACGCAGCCUUUCCACAUCACAACCUCAGCGCGGUGGCCGAGCCCGUGUCGCCAUGGGGCUGACGAAGCAGUACCUGCGGUUCGCCGCCAGCGCUGUCUUCGGCGUGAUCGGGAGCCAGAAGGCCAACAUCGCUUACGUCACCCUGAGAGGAGGAGAGAAGGGCCGAUACGUAGCUGUCGCAGCCUGCGAGCAUGUUUUUAUCUGGGACGUCCGCAAAGCAGAGAAGGUCCUUAUUCUUAAGGGGAAUAAGCAGGAGGUGACCUACCUCUGCCCUUCUCCUGAUGGCAUCCACUUGGCCGUGGGCUACGAGGAUGGCUCUAUUCGGAUCUUCAGCCUCCUCGGUGGAGAGAGCAACGUGUCUUUCAACGGCCACAAGUCGGCUGUCACUGUCAUUAGAUAUGAUGAGCUCGGUGCGCGACUUGUGUCAGGUGCCAAGGACACCGAUGUGAUCGUGUGGGAUGUGAUCAAUGAAUGUGGUUUAUACCGCCUGAAGGGACACAAAGAUGCCAUCACACAAGCUUUGUUCCUAAAGAACAGGAAUCUCCUCGUUACAAGUUCCAAGGACACUUUUGUGAAAUGGUGGGAUCUGGACACGCAGCACUGUUUUAAAACCAUGGUUGGACAUCGCAGUGAGGUUUGGGGAAUGGUGCUGCUAAACGAGGAGAAGAGGAUUGUCACUGGCUCUGCCGACAGUGAGCUGAGAGCUUGGGACAUCACUUACCUGCAGGAGAACAAGGAAGAGGGGGAGCCGGAGGUGAAGAAACCAAAAGCACUGCUGGAUGAUCGGGAUGACCAGGAAGAGGAGCUGGAUGAGAAUCCAGCAGAGCGAAUCUUGAGCUGUCAGAAAGCUGGAUCAGUCCUGAGGGAUGGAAGGGACAGGGUUGUGACCAUGACAACUGAUUUGAAGUCCAGAAUGUUAGCAUGUCAUGGAACUGAUGCAAUUCUGGAAGUGUUCCAUGUCCUGUCAGAAGCCGAGGUUAAACGGCGACUAGAGAAGAGAAUGAAGAAGGCAAAGAAAAGAGCUAAGUCUCGGGACGGGAAGGAAACUGCCGAGGAGCUGGUGGAGAGGAAGCUGGAGGAUGAGAUCCAGAGACUGACCCACAUUAAGGCCUCUGCCAAAAUCAGGGACAGGACGAGGCUGUUAAGGUUCUUUGAAAGUGGCUGGGUAAUACAGUCACAUCUGGAGAAAAGCUUUUGUUUUUUUAAUAGGUCGACUCUGCAGGUGAUCCGCACGAUGGCUUGUGACUACGCGCUCUGCUCCCUCUUCGUCCCCGGGGACCGGCAGAUCGUGAUUGGCACCAAGAGUGGGAAGAUCCAGAUUUUUGACCUGGCGUCCGGCAGCCUUUUGGAGACCACAGACGCUCACAAUGGCGCACUGUGGUCCAUCUGUCUUUGUCCAGAUCAGAGGGGCAUUGUGACAGGUGGGGCUGACAAGACUGUCAAGUUCUGGCAGUUUGAGCUGGUGAAGGACAAGGAGUCUGGACAAUCAAAGAGGCUGACGGUGAGCCACACGCGCACCCUGCAGCUGGAUGAGGACGUCCUGUGUGUGCGCUACAGCCCAGACCAGCGGCUGCUGGCCGCCUCCCUGCUGGACUGCACCGUGAAAGUCUUCUACGCCGACACUCUCAAGUUUUUUCUGUCUCUCUAUGGACACAAACUACCUGUGCUUUGCAUGGAUAUUUCCCAUGAUAGCGCUUUGAUAGCUACCGGCUCUGCGGACAGAAAUGUCAAGAUCUGGGGUCUAGACUUUGGAGAUUGUCACAGAUCCCUUUUUGCCCAUGAUGACAGUGUCAUGUUUCUGCAGUUUGUCCCUAAAACCCACCUGUUUUUCACCGCGGGCAAGGACAAGAAAAUCAAGCAGUGGGACGCUGACAAGUUUGAGCAUGUGCAGACGCUAGAGGGUCAUCAUCGGGAGGUGUGGUGCCUGGCGGUGAGCCCGAGCGGCGAUUACGUCGUGUCCUCUGCUCACGACAAGUCGCUGCGGCUGUGGGAGAGAACCAGGGAGCCCAUUAUCUUGGAAGAGGAGAAGGAAAUGGCAAGAGAGGCGGAAUAUGAAGAGAGCCUGGCCAAAGGCGAUGAGCCAGUGGUUCCAGGGGAGACCCAGGGUGAGGCAGGCCUGGCUGGGAAGAAGACCAUUGAAACUGUCAAAGCGGCUGAGCGCAUCAUGGAAGCCCUGGAGCUGUACCGGGAGGAGACCAGGAAGCUGGAGGAGCACAGUGCAGCCUGCAGCGCAGCGGGCAGAAAGUUACCGCCACCUACAAUGAGCCCCAUCCUUGUUGCUUUUGGAAACAUCUCGCCCUCUCAGUACGUCUUAGAUGUGAUCAGGAAAGUCCGAUCCAGCGAACUGGAGGAGUCUCUCCUGGUCCUGCCCUUCUCCUACGUCCCUGACCUGCUGUCUCUCUUCAAUGAGUUCAUCCGCGGCGGCCUGGAGGUGGAGCUCGUCUGCCGCUGCCUGUUCUUCCUGCUCAGGAUUCACUUUGGGCAGAUCACAAGCAGUCAGAUGCUGCUGACAGUGAUUGACGAUCUGAGGAAAAACACCAUCUCUAGAGUCCGACAGAUAAGGGAUAUUCUCGGCUUUAACAUAGCAGGCCUGCAGUUUCUUCAGCGGGAGAUUGAGAACAAAGAAGACGUGACUUUCUUUGCUGACGCUACAGACCGGUUUGAGGAAAAGAAGAGAAAAAGGAAGAAGAGGGAGCGCGCCAUUCUCACUGUUGCAUAAGCUGCCAAUGAAGUAUUGCCUUAGUUUUUUACUCUUUGUAUACGAAUCCUUCAAUAGUCACGUCCUUAGUCUGACAAUGUGGAAAUACAAGUCUGUUCCAAGGAACUUCAUGUCUUGCUCACUUAAUUACAAGUUCUGAUUGGCAAAAUGUUUUUGACUGGUCUAUCAUUGUAUACGGUGAAUGUAACCCAACUGAAACGUUGAUGGGUGACCACAUUCCUCACUGAUGAAAGUAUCCAGGUAAAUACAAGGGCUUCCUCUUGUAAUUAUUGAAGAAAUCUGUAAUGGGAUGCCAGUGGCUUUGAGGAACUCAAAUUAAUUUCUGGAGUAAAGCUUCAGUGGAGCGUGGCAUCCAUUGAAGGUGAUCUGAUCAGCUGUAAAUACUUCUGAGACCUGUGGGUUAAAGAAGGAGGGUUGUUGACCAUUGCUCACAACCUCUGACCUUUACACAGACACCUUCAGAUCAUAAGGGCUGAAGCUGGCUAUUUCCACGUAGUUUGAAGAAAAGGUGACUUCAGUUCUCGAGAACAGUUGUCCCUCGAGUCCAACUGGAAUGUGCAUGUUGAAGCGGAGCUGGGAAAUUUGACUUCAGCUCUUCUGCAGUAUAUUCGUCUAGUUUAUUUUCGGAGUUAUCCUACUCUAAGUAUGCGUGAUGGGUUGGCUCAUGAUAUUGCAGAUAACAUAAGUAUCCACUUUCAUGUAAGAAUUGAAAAGAACUGAUAACAUGUAAAUGGUACCUGUCAAGACAUUUUAUUAAAGUGCAAAGUGCAAAUGCCAAACAAUAAUAAAUACAACAGCAGUGUGACCUCAUUGCAUACAGUAUAUAACUUUAAUCAUUACAUAUGUUGCACUUUUUACACAAUAUAGGAUGUUCAAUUGUUUAUGGUAUCAUGAGGUAUAGCAGCUUUUGCUAUAAUUUAACCACAUGUCGGCUAUCUGGCAGGAUCAUCUGGUGCUACCUGCAUCCCCUGAUGUGUGUUGUAGCUGUUCUUGUGCACACUGGGGAGAAAUGCACAGACUGCAUACUCUUCACGAUCACGCUUCUCACAGCGGCUUAAGUAAGAGGAAACAAGCAGCAGCAACUAUUAUUCCGCAACUACUUUUUUCUAACAGCUAUACAGAGAAA
Messenger RNA from Lepisosteus oculatus (spotted gar), 3960 nucleotides. The record is from RefSeq and is a predicted model, not a curated record. NCBI's taxonomy places the organism in Eukaryota, Metazoa, Chordata, Actinopteri, Semionotiformes, Lepisosteidae.